Molecule: messenger RNA, 772 nt
Organism: Sinocyclocheilus rhinocerous
Lineage: Eukaryota; Metazoa; Chordata; Actinopteri; Cypriniformes; Cyprinidae
Product: ferritin, middle subunit-like
Exons: 5
Coding region: 16-525 (169 amino acids)
Biological process (GO): iron ion transport; intracellular iron ion homeostasis
Cellular component (GO): cytoplasm
Molecular function (GO): ferric iron binding; ferrous iron binding
Source: RefSeq, a predicted model, not a curated record
UAAGCCUUCAUAUACAUGGCUCUGUCAAGUAUUGUCAUACAUUUUGGGUUGUUGCAUGUUAUUUUCCUAAAUUCUGUUCUGAUCUCUUCCAUGGCUCACUACUUCAAACGGGAUGAUGUCACCCUUCCUGGAUUUGCCAAGUUCUUCAAGAAGAACAGUGAGGAGGAGCGCAAGCAUGCUGAGAAAUUCAUGGAGUUCCGGAACAAGAGGGGUGGAUGCAUCGUCCUUCAGGACAUUAAGAAACCAGAGCGUGAUGUGUGGGGCAAUGGACUGACUGCUAUGCAGUGCGCUCUUCAGCUGGAGAAGAACGUCAACCAGGCUCUGCUGGAACUGCAUAAGGUCGCCUCUCAAAAGGGAGACCCUCAUCUGUGUGACUUCCUGGAGACUCACUACUUGGAUGAGCAGGUUGAGGCCAUCAAGAAGCUUGGUGGCCACAUCACCAACCUUACCAAGAUGGAUGCUGGCAACAACAGGAUGGCAGAGUAUCUGUUUGACAAGCACACCCUGGAUGGCGACAGCAGCUAAAUGCAGCCCUGAGAUCCUAUCAAUACAUGAAUGAAUAGAAACACUAUUCUCUUGUUCUUAUCACACAGCUCUUGUGCAAAAUUUUGAAGUCUGAGAGGUUGAAAGGUUAACAUCAUGUAAAGUUUCUUGUUACGAUAAAAUGAUGCAGUGUUACGGUUUUAAAUAGUCAUCCUGUGAUUGUCAUCAAGCAAUGCUUUCUUGCUGAAUGUGCAGUGACUGACCUGGUGAAUUUAAAUAAAACUUCUGA